Messenger RNA from Microthlaspi erraticum, 378 nucleotides. Lineage: Eukaryota; Viridiplantae; Streptophyta; Magnoliopsida; Brassicales; Brassicaceae. The record is from the annotation of a GenBank genome assembly.
AUGUUGAGACGCUUCUUUGAGAGGGUCUUGGGCUUAGCAAGGUUGCGUUUCUUGGAACAAGCUCCUUGUAGAGGACUCACUGCUAUACGAGCUGGGCGGCCCACUUUUCUUUUCCCUGCGGCUCGAGAUACUUGUUCCGGAGGAGGGAGAGUGACAGUAACGUGUUCCAGCGGUUGGACAAGUCUUGUCACUGCACUUCCCCGAGCCGGAGGUGAUGUGAGAGGAGGAGCUUCCCCGCCCUCAGAGAGUCGAUGGCUUAGCGUAGGAUGCAGGGGGGGGGGUUACCAGAGUGGGAGAGGAAACCUCGAGAGUAAGAGGUCGCGGCUAGCGUUUGAUUUGACUCUCCCAUAUAUUGGAUCUCCACAUCCUGGAGUCUAA